AUGACAGCGAAGAGACGAGCGCCCGACGACUCUGUGGAGGAUCUGACAGAACGACCUGAGCCCGAAACGUCCAAGAAAGUACGAUUCCAGCUUCCUCAGAAUGAGGAAAGCCUUCCUGAGAAAGACGUUCCAGCUACAAAUACAGACAACGAGCUGAUGGCAAGAAGGCGUUUAAUGCGUGUGAACGAGCUGGUUCACGAUAUUCUGGCUGCUAUGUACUACGACAUCCAUCUGCUCUGCUGGCUCCGCAAUCACCUCAUGCAGAACCGUAUCAAACGCUAUCCGGACCUACAUUUCUACAAAAACCAGCAUCAAGAAGCAACCUGGCUAUUAGACAGAGCUAUUCGCCAGGAAAUGCUUGCGAAGGUAGGCCUUCACGAUUGGACUUACACAUCGAAGCAGGAAGCAGACCGUGUUGGCCAAUUCAUUCGAAGAUUUAAUUGGAGGUUGUUGGCCAUUUGUGCACUCUCAGAAGCCUUCCGGUUGGCAUUUCAUAACGAAAAUCAACAGGUCUGGGCAGCUUUGAUGCUCAAGAUCAGAGAAAACUGGACCAGCAUUGACGUGUUUGCGCAGUCGCGAGGCUUGGACUGGCAAGGCCAGCUAUUGAAACAUGCGGACAAACAGAUACCGGGGCUCCAGUACGCCCUGAUCCCAAGGAUCGAUGUAGCUUAUGACCACUUUCAUCAUAUGGUUAUUGCAAAUGGCUCUAUUCGAAAGCCUGUGUACGAAGGGCACAACCAGAUCAACAUCAGCCACGGGAAUAAAUUCAAUCCCAGCUACUUCAAAGACAAGAAAGACCCCACAAUUCGCAUUCAUGAUCGCGACGGACCUUGCGACCUUUGUUAUGCAGAGCGCGGAUGCAACUGCAAAAUACCUCGCCCCACUCUUGCAAUGUGUUUUGUUGAACUUGUUGACUACCCUCAAAGGGGGAUUGGGGUAAGGGCUCUGGCCAGAUUCAAGAAGGGAGACAUACUCGACGAGUAUGUCGGAGAGCUUCGGCCUUUAGACUACACGGAUGACCGUGUAUACGGUCUUCUGCACGAAUCCAAGAUGACUGAAGGUCAUCCCCUCGCUCUGAUAUCGGCGAAACAGCAUGGGAAUUGGACUCGGUACCUCAAUCACUCUUGCAAACCGUCGACGACGUUUCUCAAGAUGACUGUCGGCAAGAGAACCAUUAUGGCUGUCCAGGCAGUUAGGGAUAUCGACAUUUUCGAGGAGAUUACUGUUGAUUAUGGCACAGGCUACUGGAAGAAUAGAAAGUGUCUUUGUGGGGAACCUGGUUGUUGCUCGCAGGCGGCCACCGAAGAGGAGACUGACGCUUGA
Molecule: messenger RNA, 1323 nt
Organism: Aspergillus fumigatus Af293
Lineage: Eukaryota; Fungi; Ascomycota; Eurotiomycetes; Eurotiales; Aspergillaceae
Product: SET domain protein
Exons: 1
Coding region: 1-1323 (440 amino acids)
Biological process (GO): regulation of DNA-templated transcription
Cellular component (GO): chromatin; nucleus
Molecular function (GO): histone H3K36 methyltransferase activity; protein binding
Source: RefSeq, a predicted model, not a curated record